Messenger RNA from Miscanthus lutarioriparius, 843 nucleotides. The record is from the annotation of a GenBank genome assembly. Lineage: Eukaryota; Viridiplantae; Streptophyta; Magnoliopsida; Poales; Poaceae.
AUGGGCGGCGGGCGAGACUACCACCACCAGCCACGGCAUUGUGUGGCGCUGUCGCUGUUCAUCCUGGUCUCGGCCACCCUGGCGUUCCCUGCGUACGUCGCCUGCUCUCCGGUUCCGGGUGGCGCCGCCGCCGCAGGUGGACAAUACCAGUGGUGGAGGUGGCAGCGUUCCGCAGGCACGUCCGGCAACGAGCUCACCCGGACCCACGUCGACGACGGCGCUAGGUCGUCCGGGGUCGUCGCCGCUCGCACGCCGACGUCGCUGUCGCACAUCGUGUUUGGCAUCGGCGGCGCGGCUCGGACGUGGGGUUACCGCCGCGGCAUCGUGGCGGACUCCUUCGCGGCCAUCGUGAACGGCACAGCAGGGGAGGACGGCGGCGAGGUGCGGUGGUUCGUGAUGGGCGACGACGACACGGUGUUCUUCCCGGACAACCUGGUGACCGUGCUCCGCAAGUACGACCACGAGGAGAUGUACUACGUCGGCGCGCCGUCGGAGAGCGUGGCGCAGGAUGCGGCGCACUCAGUACGGCAUGGCGUUCAGCUGCGGCGGACGUUCGAGUCCCUGAGGAAGACAGCCGCCGGCGACGGGCUGUUCGUGUUCAACACCCGGCCCUGGAGGCCUGACAGCGCGUGCGCCCGGCCCCUGACCUUCUUCCUCAGCCACGUCCGGAACGAGACGGCGCCGGCGGCCACCGUGACGGAGUACACGAGGCACGUCGUCGGGAAGCAGCCGGAGAAGGAGUGCGACAUGCCUGGCUUCCGUUCCGCUGCUGCGGUUCAGACGGUCAGGGUCCUGGCGCCCAAGAUGAACCCUAGUGACUGGCACCGGGUAAUUGAUCACUAA